GCAACUCUCAUCGCUCUCUAUUCAAAAGAGGAUGAUUUUGGCUUUAAUCCUGAUCCUUGGCAUUGGACUGCCCACUUCCAGGGGAUAUAGUUCAAAGGAUUUGCUUACUUGGAUGCAACACAGCAAUUUUGGCUAUCAGGUGCUACAACAGGCCUUGAAUGACAAUCAAUCUACGACGGCAUCGGAGGUUUCCUGUUUGGCAGAGGUUCGUCUGCUACUUCAAGGAGCUGAAUUCAAAUCCUUGCCAGCUUUGAGGGUUCUUGAUGCCUGGGGAAAGUUUCCACAAGGCCUCCUUUAUGGUCACUUUAUGGACAUGGGAAAUUAUGAAUCCUGUUUGAGUUUAGACCUCAACAAAAGUCUGGGCAACAAUAUAUCCAUAAAUGCAGGAGCCAAGUAUUGCCUAAGCCACAUAGAAUUUGAAAGUUUGCUUUUGGAAGCAGCAGGAGCAGAUGCCUUAACUUUGAGCAUUGGAACCUGUAUACCCUCAUCCUGUAGUGCCAAUCAACUCAGUCGAUGGCUACAAGAACAUCUACAGGAUAUGUUUGGUCAGAAUUCAACAGGAACUACUUUGGUUCAAGAACAGGAUUGUGCUUUAUCCCAUAAAGAACCCAUGAAUGGUCUGGACUGGUUUGCUGUUGCCAUGCUUAUCUUAUUGUGCACUUUGGUUUUUCUGUCCACCAUUUUGGAUUAUGGCAAAGUUUCAAACAAGCUACUUGGCACCUUUUCGCUUCGCCAAAAUCUUCCCCAAUUGCUUAAGACCUCGAACUCGCCCUCACCUCGUGUAAUUCCUUGUCUAAAUGGAAUUCGCUGCCUGACAAUUAUCUGGAUCAUACUUGGACAUGGCUAUAUGUACCUCCUAUUGGCACCCAAUAUCAAUUCCUAUGACAUUGUGGCCUGGGCUAAAACACCCUUCUCGAUGGCCAUGCAAAGUGGUACAACUUCUGUGGAUACAUUUUUCCUACUAAGUGGGUUGCUUUUGGUAUUGACCUCACUUCGUGAAUUGGAACGCACCAAAGGUCGUCUUCAUUUACCUCUGAUGUAUUUGCAUCGCCUGGUGCGAUUGACUCCUGUUUUGGCCUUGGCUGUGCUUAUAUUUAUGACUUUAUUUUCCCGCCUGGACAGUGGUCCUUUGUGGAAUCAGUUCACCAGCUCUUCGGAACUCUGCAAAGAUACUUGGUGGGCCACUCUGCUCUAUGUGCAAAACUAUGCUGCUCCUGGAAGGAUGUGCUUGGGGCAUUCUUGGUAUUUGGCUGUUGACAUGCAAUUGUAUAUUAUUUCGCCACUGCUGCUCAUUGCCUUAUAUAAAUGGGGCAACAAGGCAAUUGGAGGCAUUGUCCUAUUGAUCCUACUACUUUUUGGCUGCGUCUUUAGCAUAGUGAUGCUACGAGAACUUAAGGUCUUCGAUCGUCAUGGAAACCUAGGCGGCGAUAGCCCCGAAAUGCGUCUCAUUUACUACACCACUCAUGCCAGGGCCACUCCUUGGCUGAUUGGACUGCUUUUCGGUUACUUUUUGCACCACCAGGGUGGUAGGAAAGGUCGUCUGCCCAAGUGGUUGGCUUUGCUGCUGUGGAUCCUGGCCCUCUCCAUGGUGGCCACUGUAAUCUUUGCCGUAUAUCCGUAUACCCAAGACGGAGUGGAGGCGAUGAGCCCACUGGCUGGUGGCUUUUACUUGUGCUGCAGUCGGAUUGCCUGGCCUUUGGCCUUGUGUUGGAUCAUCUGGGCUUGCCAAAAUGGACAAGCUCCCAUUAUAAAUGAAUUCCUUAGCUGGACAUUCUGGCAGCCACUUUCCAAGAUAUCCUAUUGCCUUUAUAUAUGGCAUCUCUUGGUGGAAACGGUUCAUAUUGCACGGAUCAAGACUAGUUUGCACUUCUCUGACUAUGAUGCUAUCCUCCGUUUCUGGUCGGACUUUGGCAUUACCCUUUUCGUAUCCAUGUUUAUGCACUUAUUUGUGGAGGUUCCAUUGGGACGACUUGAAAUGGAGUUGCUACGCAGAAGCAAAAAACCUGAAGUUAAAUUUCAACCUCCAGUUGCAGAGAAUUUAAGUCAGACCAUUGGUGUUCCAGCCACUAGCAUUUCCCGCCAGAAUUUAGUCGACCCUUAAAAGAAGGAUUUUAUAAUUAUUAAGUUCAAAAUGAUGUACGCAUUGUAAGUGAUAUUGUGAUCAUAAACUGUAAGUUGUUUUUUAAAUUGUAUU
Drosophila gunungcola (fruit fly) is the source of this 2194-nucleotide messenger RNA. Its product is annotated as nose resistant to fluoxetine protein 6. The transcript has 8 exons. The record is from RefSeq and is a predicted model, not a curated record. Lineage: Eukaryota; Metazoa; Arthropoda; Insecta; Diptera; Drosophilidae. Gene Ontology annotation, molecular function: acyltransferase activity, transferring groups other than amino-acyl groups. Bases 32 to 2101 code for a protein of 689 amino acids.